UAUAAAAACCAACGCAUCGGUAAGUAUAACUCUUGUAUCGCUGUGUUCACUUCAAGAGUAGGUAACCGUUUACCUACACACCUAUAAAUGUUUUAAUAUUAUAAUUUUUCGUGAGUACCAAUAUAUUUUUUAGCAUAAUAUUAUUAAGGUGAACUACAACAAUAGAUAGGUCCCUAACUACUACCUAUAUUAUACUAUAGACUCCGGACACGAUGCUGAAUUUUUUGAUUGCGGUGACGGUCGCGGAACUUGCCGUCGGGGUCACUGGCCUCGACAACGGGUUGGCUUUGACACCGCCGAUGGGAUGGCUCGCGUGGCAGAGGUACAGGUGCAUCACGGACUGCGAAACGUAUCCAGACGAAUGUGUCAGUGAAAAGCUGUUUAUGAAAGCGGCUGAUUUGUUGGUCAGCGAAGGCUACGCAGACGCGGGAUACAAAUAUUUAAUCGUGGACGACUGUUGGUUGGCCAAGAACAGAUCGGCCGACGGGAAAUUGGAAGCCGACAAGACGAGGUUCCCGAGCGGUAUCAAAGCACUGGCUGACUACGUGCACUCGAAAGGAUUGAAAUUCGGUCUGUAUCAAGACUGGGGCGAGAAAACUUGCGCCGGUUACCCUGGCGUGCGGGGUAAGGAAGAAAUGGACGCCAAACAGUUCGCAGAAUGGGAAGUCGAUUACGUAAAACUAGACGGAUGUUAUUCGAAUGUCAGGGACAUGGACAGAGGUUACGUCGAAUUUGGGCAACAUCUAAACCAAACGGGGAGGCCAAUGGUGUACUCAUGCAGCUGGCCGGCAUACCAAGAAGACAAGGGUAUGCGUAUUAAUUACGCGUUGAUGGCUAAACAUUGUAAUCUGUGGCGUAACUACGGGGACAUUGACGACUCGUGGACCAGUGUAACAGCCAUUAGCGAUUACUUCGCGAUGAAACAAGAGUUCUGGGCUCAGUACGCGGGACCCGGACACUGGAACGAUCCAGACAUGCUAUUGAUCGGCAACUUUGGCCUGUCGUUUGACCAAAGCAAAUCACAAAUGGCCAUUUGGACCGUGUUGGCCGCUCCCCUAAUGAUGUCCAACAAUUUGUCCAACGUAUGCCCGGAGUUCAAAGAAAUCUUACAGAACAAAGAAAUCAUAAAGAUCAGUCAAGACGCACUAGGAAUACAAGGCACUCGAGUGUUUAAAGAUAAGGGUAUUGACAUUUGGACCCGACCAGUCGAACCGGUUCAUCAUGGAAAUUAUUCUUACGCGGUGGCGUUUGUGAGUCGCCGCGAGGAUGGCGCUCCUACUCCGUACAAAAUAACUUUGGAAGACUUAGGACUAAAGCAUCACUUCGGUUACACAAUUAAGAAUUUGUUUGAUAAGCCGACCUCAAACAUAACCAUACAUUUUGCCCUGCCAAAGACUGUAGUCCGCGUACGAGUUAUUCCGUCAGGUGUUGUGUUCUUGCGAUUCGAUGUUAUAGCGACCAAAUUGCGGGAAGAUGAUAUUUAUAAUGGCGCACUCAACAAAACCGUAACAUUUAUAUAAAUCCAGUUUUAAAAACAUGAUAUAAGUUUAUUUAUAAAUUAUUAAUAUAUAAUAUUA
This is a messenger RNA of Acyrthosiphon pisum (pea aphid), 1577 nucleotides long. Its product is annotated as alpha-N-acetylgalactosaminidase. Gene Ontology annotation, cellular component: cytoplasm. Lineage: Eukaryota; Metazoa; Arthropoda; Insecta; Hemiptera; Aphididae. Gene Ontology annotation, biological process: oligosaccharide metabolic process; glycoside catabolic process. Gene Ontology annotation, molecular function: alpha-galactosidase activity. The transcript has 10 exons. The record is from RefSeq and is a predicted model, not a curated record. The coding region runs from base 213 to 1520 and encodes 435 amino acids.